AUGGGAGGCCGAUCCUGGGUCCAGGUGGGCUUCUGGCUGUGGGAGCUCUGGAUGGGGCUUGGGGAUAUGAAGGGGAUGGAGGGGUUCAAGCUGUCCCGGCCGGAGGGAGCGUUUGCCAUGGACCACAUCAGCAGCCACCGUCUGAGCGUAACCGCGAGCCCUCCACGCUGGGAGAUCGGGAUCUACGCGGCCGGAGCUGUGGUGCUGCUGGGGGUGGCUGCGCUCAACCUCUGGAAGCUCUGGCGCUCCGGGACGUACCCGGCGCCUUCCCCCUUCCCCAACUACGAUUACCGGUACCUGCAGCAGAAGUAUGGGGCUGCGCACCCGGACACCAAGCACAAGCGAGGGGUGGCUCCGGGUGCACAGAGGGGGCAGGAGAAGACAUCCCCCACCCGCAAGAGCAGCCUGAGGGCAGAUGACACCUUGGAGAGCAUCAACGAGCUGGGGAGCCUGGAGCUGAUGAGCAGGGACCUGGGCCUGGCUGCCUACGGCCCCCUGAGGAAAUCCAUCUCUGCCGACUCGCUGAGCUCCAUCUCAUCCAUUGGGAACAACUUCGGGCAGGACUUCACCGUGGGGCAGCUCGAGGUGUCCAUGGAGUAUGAUGUGAAGGCGGCUGCACUGCGGGUGAUGCUGCUGCAGGGCAAGGACCUGAUGGAGAAGGAGGAUGUUCGCUUCGAGUCCUGCUUCAUGCGCGUCAGCCUCCUACCGGCAGAGCAGAUCGUUGGCAUCUCCAGGGUGCAGCGCGGCUCCGGCGCCGUGGCCUUCGAGGAGCGGUUCUCGGUGCCGCUGGAGCCCAUGGCGCUGGAGCAGCAGAGCCUGCGGUUCGCAGCCUUCGGCAUCGAUGGGGACGAGCGCACCGUGAGCACUGGUGUGGCUGAGCUCAAGCUCUGUGACCUGGACCUGACCACGCGGCCCUUCAAUGCAUGGCUCUACCUGCAGGACAUGAGCAAGGCAGUGGACACUGUGGGGGAGAUCCUGCUGUCCCUGAGCUACCUGCCCACUGCCGAGCGCCUCACUGUGGUGGUGGUGAAAGCCAAGAACCUCGUGUGGAGCAAUGGCAAAGUGACUGCAGACCCCUUUGUCAAGGUGUACCUGCUGCAGGACGGGAGGAAGAUCAGCAAGAAGAAGACAGCAGUGAAGAGGGAUGACCCCAACCCCGUGUUCAAUGAGGCCAUGAUCUUCUCCGUGCCGGCCAUAGUGCUCCAGGAGCUGUCAUUGCGGGUGACAGUGGCCGAGUGUGGCGAGGACGGACGCGCUGACAACACCGGACACGUCCUCCUGGGCCCCACAGCCAGCGGCAUGGGCACCACACACUGGAACCAGAUGCUGGCCACGCUCCGGAGACCUGUGUCCAUGUGGCACCCGCUGCGCAGGAACUGA
Messenger RNA from Melopsittacus undulatus (budgerigar), 1380 nucleotides. RefSeq names its product synaptotagmin 12 (gene SYT12). Gene Ontology annotation, biological process: cellular response to calcium ion; regulation of dopamine secretion; regulation of calcium ion-dependent exocytosis. Lineage: Eukaryota; Metazoa; Chordata; Aves; Psittaciformes; Psittaculidae. The transcript has 8 exons. Bases 1 to 1380 code for a protein of 459 amino acids. Gene Ontology annotation, molecular function: calcium ion binding; SNARE binding; clathrin binding. The record is from RefSeq and is a predicted model, not a curated record. Gene Ontology annotation, cellular component: exocytic vesicle; plasma membrane.